AUGUCGUCGUCAUCUUCAACAAAUCAAACACAACAACAAUUUCACGCUACAACAUCCGCGAAAGAAGUUGUAGAUGCCUUCAAACCUAAUUUGGAGGGAAAAGUUAUACUCGUUACAGGAGGCAGUUCUGGUCUGUAUGCUGUGGUUAAAAAAACUUCUAAAACAACUUUCUUCUUCACUUUUUUAACAGGCAUUGGCGUGGAAACUGCUCGUGCGCUAGCAUUAACAAAUGCACACGUUAUCAUUACAGCUCGUGACCUGAAAAAAGGCGAAGAAGUUGUUAACGAUAUUAAAAAAACGACGUCAAAUCCAAACGUUGAAUGCAUGGAAAUACACCAAGACUCAUUGCAAUCUGUACGAAAGUUUGCCGAUCAAUUUCUGAAGCGUAAAUUGCCGCUAAACAUUCUUAUCUGUAAUGCUGGUAUUAUGGCUUGUCCAUAUGAGAAGACAGAAGAUGGUUAUGAAAGUCAAUUUGCAGUAGAUCAUCUAUCACACUUUCUGUUAACAAUUCUUUUACUACCAGCAUUGCAAGCAGGUAAACCAUCGCGUGUAGUCUUUGUUAGUUCGGUAGGCAAUCGAGGAGGAGGAAUUAAUGUUGAUGAUAUUAAUUGGGAGAAAGAGUAUGACAAAUGGAAAGCAUACGGUCAAAGCAAAACGGCAAACAUUCUCUUUGCUAAACAGUUGAGUAAACUGUAUGCAGACGAGGGUAUAAAAGCCUACUCACUCCAUCCAGGCGGAAUAAUGACUGGUCUACAAAAGCAUUUACCAAAAGAAGAAACAGCAAAAUGGUUUGAUAAAGAUGGAAAACCAAUUGUUCUAAUGAAAACUGUUGAACAAGGUGCUUCAACAACAGUCUACGCAGCAUUAGCACCUGAGUUAGAGGGCAAAGCAGGUGAAUAUUUGGAAGAUUGUGCUAUAAGCAGAGGUGUGACAACUGAGAAGGGCUUUUGGGGCAUGGCACCACACUCCGUCGAUAUGAAAAUGGCAGCGUGGUUGUGGGAUCUGAGCUCGAAGAUGGUAGAGUUAUAA
Didymodactylos carnosus is the source of this 1029-nucleotide messenger RNA. The record is from the annotation of a GenBank genome assembly. NCBI's taxonomy places the organism in Eukaryota, Metazoa, Rotifera, Eurotatoria, Philodinida, Philodinidae.